Molecule: messenger RNA, 1155 nt
Organism: Lymnaea stagnalis (great pond snail)
Lineage: Eukaryota; Metazoa; Mollusca; Gastropoda; Lymnaeidae
Source: the annotation of a GenBank genome assembly
AUUUACAUCAACUCCCCGGCAUUAUCGUCCUGUGGACGCUAUAUUUAUGUAACCAACGACAAUGACUUCGAGGUCAACGUGACCGUCAUGGUUGAAAAUGAGACUCAGAGUGACCCUGUUCCAUCACACAGCACCUCGGUACCGAUUCAGUUAACAGUCGACGUACCGAGUGGUAAGUAAAAGUAUUGGAUCUGAUAAGCGACGAGGUCACACUACCGGUACAGAAGAUGUUAUGAAGGAAAGAUGUUUAGAUAUGAUUAGAUUAUUGAGACAUUGUUUAUAAGCGAAUUUAAAGACAGUACCAAAAAAAAAAAGGCAAUUUUUAAAAUUCUUCCUAUUUUUCAAAAUAUUGCUUUAAAAAAUUAAGUUUAAUUUUCAGUAUGAAGAAAAUGCAUAUUUUGACUUAGUCGAUCAAUAGAGAAAAAAAAUAUAAAUAAUUCCUCCUAUUUGAAAAGAAGCAUAAUUUGAUAAAGUAAAAUGGAAAAAAAAAUCAUCAAUUUUUUCCUAUUUGAUAUAUUUUUUCAUGUUCUGAUGAGAGAGAUUCUAUUUUUAUACGGUCUUAAGGUUUCUCGUACGACAUGUCCGAUGUCUAUAGACCGAUAUAAAAAUUGACAUAAUUUAUAUGAACGAACGUUUCUUUCAUAACUGUUUUGGGUGUGUCGUUGCCUUACCUAAGGUGGGCACAAGCAGGGACUUAAGAAUGCUUUCAUCAUUUUUCAAAUGAUAUCUUUAUUUUAAGAACUUCUCUGUACAAAUUGUUUUAAAAACUUAAUGGCACAACAUUUAUUGGAGUUCGUAAAACCAUCGAUUCAUAGAUCAUGAAAUAUUCACUAAACUAAUCAUGGAUCGAUCAAACUAAUUACUUCCAGAAGCACCCAAUAAGUGUACACUUUGGUAUAAAAUUAGCACCCAUACUUAUCAGAAAGGGUUGAUGUUAGAUCAAUUUGUCUGAUUUCUAUUGUGUUUUUUUUUCCUUCCAGGUGCUCGGCUUCUGACAGUCAACGUAACGGUCACCGAAGAUGAAAACAUCCCAAACAACACACUGUCCAUUGACGACUUCUACAGUAACACGACGAACAUAACAACAACGGUAGCCCCACCUCAGGACGAGGUUCAAUAUUUCCUUCAAGAGAUGACGCUGGUCGACUACGUCCC